AUAAUCUUCAUACGGGCAUUGGUGGAAGUAACAGAAAAAUGGCAGCGACAAGUGGGUUUAGCUCCACUGAAUCGCUCAAUACCAGUAUUCAAGAAAUUCCCGACCCCCUGAAGCAGCUCUAUCCAGCAGUAAAUGAAGAAGAAACUCCGCUACCGAGAGCAUGGAGUUCUAAAGACAAAUACAAUUUUAUUGGAUUAUCCCAAAAUAAUUUGCGUGUGCAUUACAAAGGAGUUGGGAAGAACCACAAAGAUGCGGCCAGUGUGAGGGCCACCCACCCCAUCCCCCCAUCCUGUGGAAUCUAUUAUUUUGAAGUCAAAAUCAUCAGCAAAGGAAGAGAUGGAUAUAUGGGGAUAGGCCUCUCUGCACAAGGAGUCAAUAUGAAUAGAUUACCGGGGUGGGAUAAGCAUUCCUAUGGUUACCAUGGAGAUGACGGUCAUUCGUUCUGUUCCUCUGGCACCGGCCAGCCGUAUGGUCCAACAUUUACAACAGGAGAUGUGAUAGGCUGUUGUGUCAACCUCAUAGACAACUCCUGUUUCUACACCAAAAACGGAAUCAAUCUAGGUGUUGCAUUUACAGACUUACCGUCAAAUCUUUACCCCACUGUGGGCCUCCAGACUCCAGGAGAAGUGGUGGAGGCCAACUUUGGACAGACCCCCUUUGUAUUUGACAUAGAAGACUACAUGAAGGAGUGGCACAUGAAGACCAAGUUGACUAUAGAGAGGUUCCCUGUUAACGACAAAAAGGGGGAAUGGCAGACAGCCCUACAACAGAUUGUAUCUACAUAUCUAGUACACCAUGGUUACUGUGGUACAGCGGAGGCAUUCUCACGAUCGACAGGACAGUCCAUAGAGGAGGACAUGUCGUCCAUCAAAAACAGACAAAGAAUACAGAAGUUGGUACUAGCAGGUCGUAUGGGUGAAGCAAUAGAGACCACACAGCAGUUGUAUCCAGGUUUAUUGGAAAGGAACCUCAAUCUAUUGUUUAUGCUCAAAUGUAGACAGUUCAUUGAGAUGGUGAACGGAACGGACACUGAGGUGAGGGGCCCAGCAAUACGCAGCCCCAAAUCACGACAUGGGAGUGGAUCUAACCGUUCCAGUCCCAACAUGAGCCCUGUCCACCACACAAAUUCAUAUUCACAGAAAAACACUCCAGUAGGAUCCCGUGGCAAUAGUCCUAACCGACCUAUAGGUGUCAAGGGUCAUAGUUCAGGUUCAUCUUCACAAACAAGUCAAAACUUACAGGUGUCACAAAGUAACAAUCAGAACAUGGGUGAUUUAAAGACAAUAUCCGAGGAACAAAUGAAUCGGGCGAAUAUAUCAAUGAAUGGAUCAGAGUGUCACAUGAUUGAGGAUGAUGAUGUGGAAAUGAUGGAUGGACUUGUUCCAGAGACUAAAACAUUCACAAACGGAAACUCAGAGGGAGCUUACAUGAAUGGAAAUAAUCACACAUGCAAAUCUGAGGAGAUGGAUGUGGAUGCCCCCUCAGGUAAGCGACAGUUGUGUGGAGGAUCUCAGGCAGCCAUUGAGAAGAUGCUGUUGUUUGGGAGAGAACUGCAGUCCAUGAACCAGAGGCUAAAACGGGAGUACGGGAAAAGUGAGAGCAACAACAAAUCACUACAGAAUGCCUUUAGUUUGUUGGCGUACUCUGAUCCAUGGAACAGUCCAGUAGGAUACCAGCUAGACCCGGUGCAACGAGAAUCAAUCUGUGCUGCCUUAAACAGUGCUAUAUUAGAAUCCCAGGGUCUGCCUAAACAACCUCCCCUAGAACUGGUUAUUGCCCAGUCCACUGAGUGCAUGAAACUUAUGUCCAAAGCCAAGAUUGGGUCCUGUGCAUUUGCCAACCUCUCGGACUACCUUCACUGACAAACAGACAAGCAGGUGCCUGACAAAAUUUCCAAGUUUUGUAGAAGUCAUUAGUUACUGGAUGCAGGCAUGUCAUGUGCCUGACCAUGAACAAUCAUUAUAUGCAACACUUCUCAAAUUCACUGUAGUUUGUUCAUUUUAUGCAUUUUUUGUUUCUUUGAAAGAACAGCACAAAAGUGAAAUUAGGUAAAUUUAGAAGAGAAUGAUUUGAAUACUACCAUGUGAAUUUUUUGUCUGAAUUCUAUUUUUGAUGACCUUGGAAGUUGAAUGUACUGUAUGUGAUGAAAGGAAACCUUUUCAUUGUAUCUUAUCAGCGAUAAAAAAAUUUU
Messenger RNA from Saccostrea cuccullata (small rock oyster), 2191 nucleotides. RefSeq names its product ran-binding protein 9-like. The coding region runs from base 39 to 1862 and encodes 607 amino acids. The record is from RefSeq and is a predicted model, not a curated record. NCBI's taxonomy places the organism in Eukaryota, Metazoa, Mollusca, Bivalvia, Ostreida, Ostreidae. The transcript has 12 exons. Gene Ontology annotation, molecular function: protein binding.